Messenger RNA from Ceraceosorus guamensis, 1790 nucleotides. RefSeq names its product Brix-domain-containing protein. The transcript has 2 exons. Gene Ontology annotation, cellular component: nucleolus. The record is from RefSeq and is a predicted model, not a curated record. Gene Ontology annotation, biological process: maturation of LSU-rRNA from tricistronic rRNA transcript (SSU-rRNA, 5.8S rRNA, LSU-rRNA); ribosomal large subunit assembly. Gene Ontology annotation, molecular function: rRNA binding. Bases 177 to 1454 code for a protein of 425 amino acids. NCBI's taxonomy places the organism in Eukaryota, Fungi, Basidiomycota, Exobasidiomycetes, Ceraceosorales, Ceraceosoraceae.
CAGUCAGUCACAAGUGAUCAAUCGUUCUUUGAGCCUUGGCUGCCCUUCGGCUCCAUCUUCUUGUCAUCCAUUCGGCCUGCACAUACUGUCAGCCAACCCGGCACAUCACACAAACAGUCGUUUCGAGCAAGGACAACGAGCAUCGAUUUGAUUGUCCGAACUCGUCCGCAGCAGAGAUGCUUCGCACACCCAAGCCUCGCAAUGCUCGGAGCAAACGGGCGAUGGAAGCUCGUGCGCCCCGAGACUACGAAGCAGCCAAAAAGGCCAUCUUUGUCACGGGUCCUCAUUCAUCUCGUCUUGUAAGCUUGGCAUUCAAGGAUCUGGCAGCGCUCAAGAAACCAGACAAUAUACAAUUCAACAAGAAGAACGAUUGCCUGCCGUUCGAAUCCUCCGGGACAGAGAGUCUGGAAUUCUGGAGCGGCAAGAAUGACGCAAGCUUGUUCAUCGUAGGAAAUCACCAGAAGAAGAGAAAAGAUAAUCUGAUAUGGGCGAGGUGUUUCGAUGGGAAGGUGCUUGAUCUCCUCGAGAUGGGCGUGCUGCAGGGCAAGGCUAUCGCAGAAUUCAAGUCGCCGUUCUCCCCAACAAUUGGUUCUAGACCGCUCUUUCACUUCUCGGGUCCCCACUUCUCACCGGAAGAUAGCGCAGUCGAUGCAGACGCACCAUUCAGUGGAGCCCUGUCCAUGUGUAAUUCUGGCAUUCACGCAUCUUUUCAGCAUCUCAAAUCCUUGCUGAUCGAUUUUUACAGGGGCGAAGAAGCACCGCCGGCCUCCGGACCGGGGGCUGUUCCGGGCGCCGCCGGCAACUCUAUAGCACUCAGGGAUGGAUUGCAGCACAUCAUCUGUGUCACCGAGGGACCCGAAUUGGAACUUGGCGAGGCAGAUGCGCCUCAUAGCGAUCCCGAUCUAGCCAAGCUGUAUGCUGCAGGAGCUGCACAAAUCAAGGACUCCAACUCACCAGCAGACACCGACACGAGCGCAUCCGGCCGAAUAGUCUAUUUCAGGGUCUAUGCUCCUCGACCAGCCGUAAAGACUCAGUCGGGCGCGACACCAAAGAUUGAGCUGCACGAGGUUGGACCUUCUUUUGAUUUCGUGCUGAGAAGGAGGCGACCGGCUGAUGCGACACGAUUGACCAAUGCCCUCAAGAGACCCAGAACUGCUGCUCUGAGCAACAAGCAGGGCACGACAAAGAGGAAGAACAUCCUCACGGAUGAUAUGGGUGACAUGCUCGGCAGGGUUCACAUGGAGAGGCAGGAUCUCGGCAAGUUGCAGACUAGGAAAAUGAAGGGGCUGAAGAGGGGCAGAGGAGAAGACGAUGAGGAAGACGAGGACCAGGUCGGGAAUGAGGAUGAGAGCGAGGACGUGGCGGAUUCUGGAGAAGAAGGCUUCGACGAAGAUGACAUGAGGGCGGUCGUGGAUGGCGAAGACGACGACGACGAAGACGACGAAUCAGACUAGACUCGCGCACAGCAAUUCGCACUUCCUCAUUGGGUCACCAUGACCUGGCGCGCGUUUGGUUGCACGUGUUGCAUGCUCGACACCUUGCCGCAUCAUUGCUGAGCGCGAAGCGUGUGUCGAAAGAAGCAUGACCCAGAAGCGCUCGCACACGCAGAAAGCGUCAAAGCUCAGCAAUCUGCAGCCCUCUUUGAGGAUGGCGCGAGAUGACAAAGGAUUUCCUUGGCAAGACGAUGACGACGCUUUGUGCCAGUCGGCGCUGAGCAAAAAUGGGUGACAUGUGGAGUGGGGCAGAAUAGAGAUGUACAAUGUGGAACAAUGACGACUAUACCACCAACG